GUUGCAACCAGACCGUAACACGUUAGUCCUCAUCGUGGUCAUGGAGGCGAACGUUUGUUCAUACCAAGCUUCCCCUUGUGGUGACGGGUGAAGAUGACGGGUGAACGCAGAGCGUAAAGCUACGACACCGUCUGACGAUCACACAAUCGGCACGUGUCUUUGGUUGGAUAAAGUAGCCAGUGCAUUGCAACCGUGGAUACUAAUAACUUCAUUGUAGGGAAGUGAAUGUGUAUAGGAUAUUAAACAUUGGUUUAACGUCUUGUCGGGGCACGAGGGCAUCCCAUCCUUGCUGCCCCACCCCCGUGAAAGUCCCCGAUGCCUCAAGGAGUUAUUCGUCGUGGACUGACCCUUGUGAAAAGACAGAAAUAAGCCUAGCAGGUGUCCCACCAUGCUCAGGCGAAGCCGAAUGUUCUGCAUCGUACUUUUCAGUUUAACAGUGAUCGUAGCUGGAUCUCAAACCGAUCUGAUGCCAGAAGAGGUCCGGGGACGAUUACUCGGAAAAAUCAGCAAGUCUUCCACUGAAAAAGAAGCCUUAUUAAAGGCCUUUGAAGCACGAUUGCUGAAUGUGUUUGGUUUGAAGUCGAGACCAAAACCUAAGAGAAGUGUGAAUGUGCCAGAAUACAUGAUGGAGUUGUAUAGGCAUCAAGCGAACAAUGAACAUGUAGACAUUCGAGAUGUGCACAUUAAACAGCCUAUGCCUGGAUCAGCCAAUGUCGUGAGAAGUCAUAUAUAUGAAGAAGGUAGUUUUGAAGAUUCGGACAGCAACUCAAUUUAUUAUCUCUUCAAUUUAACUAGUGUUCCAACAACUGAGAAUUUACGAGCGGCCGAGCUCCGAAUUUAUAGACAUAAGUGUAAAGAUUGUCUUAAACAACGUGUACAGGUGUACGACGUAGUACGACCACCUAAAGGACGGACAGAAGCGCUAUUGAGGUUGGUCGAUACUAGGGUGGUAGAUGCACGUAAAUCUGAAUGGAUUAGUCUCGAUGUUUUACCAGCCGUAAUUAGAUGGCAAUCCAAGCCAUCUUCCAAUCACGGACUUCAUGUACGAGUGACAAGCAAAGAUGGAAAAUCAACUCCAAAACAUCAUAAUAUUCGACUCAGGAGAUCGACUGAAACUUGGACUCAGCAACCGUUGCUUGUUACUUACUCUGCUGAUGGCAGAAACAAAGAAUCGAGUAGAAAGAAAAGAAGCGGUAAAAAGCGCAGAAAUCGUGGUAAAGUAUGUCGACGUCAUUCUCUGUAUGUCGAUUUUAGUGAUGUCGGGUGGAACGAUUGGAUCGUAGCACCUCCCGGGUACAAUGCUUACUAUUGUCAUGGCAUUUGCCAGUUUCCGUUAUCAGCACAUAUGAAUGCUACUAACCAUGCGGUGAUUCAGACGUUAGUGCAUUCAACUAAUCCGGCCACAAUACCGCAAGCCUGCUGCGUGCCUACAGAACUGUCGGCGAUAGCUAUGUUAUAUGUCGAUGAAUACGACACAGUGGUGUUGAAGAACUACCAGGAUAUGGUGGUGGAAGGAUGUGGGUGUCGCUGACGUGUGACCCAACACCCCAAAAUCCGUCCAGACAGAAUGAAUCAAAUGCUAUAACCAUCACGGUAUUCGUGUGAAUGGCGUGCUUACAACGAAAAGAUUGGUUUUUGGGAUGUGCCGUGAACUGCAAGUUGUGAACUUCUCAAACUCGUAGAAACAGUACAACUAGCAAAAUGAUGUUACGAAGUGAUACACUAUCGUUUUUGAAAUAAAACGGAUACGUACCUGCUAUUCAAACAAUAUCAUUCACAGCUCAUCAUUCAUUCUGUUUAGUCCAAUUUCAACAGAACAAAGCUAAGUCCAUUAAAUCACUGUCGGCUCAUCCAGACGCUUCUUUGCCAUUUUGUAUUAUUAACAAAGCGUCGAUACGUUCAUGUUAUGUUCCGCAUGAAAUUGCCAUAUGUCAUGUAGAGAUUCUUAAGCUCCAUCAGCAGCUAUUUAUUAACCUUCCUUUAUUGUGUAUAUGUUUAAAAUGACAAAUUUUUGUUUGUUUUAAUUCUAGUAAUUUAAAUAUUCGAUCGUAUGUUGAUUAUAAGACUUGUUCAGCAGAAUUGUUGUACAUAGAAAUACAGUUUAUGUAAAUAGAUCAUCAUUUUUGUUGUAAUGUUGAGUUGCCAGCAGUUUGUCUAUAGAGUCAAAACUGCCACAAUCUUUGUUAGUAAAUAAAGAAUGGAAAUUAU
Centruroides sculpturatus (bark scorpion) is the source of this 2208-nucleotide messenger RNA. RefSeq names its product bone morphogenetic protein 4-like. Gene Ontology annotation, cellular component: extracellular region. The record is from RefSeq and is a predicted model, not a curated record. NCBI's taxonomy places the organism in Eukaryota, Metazoa, Arthropoda, Arachnida, Scorpiones, Buthidae. Gene Ontology annotation, molecular function: growth factor activity; cytokine activity. Gene Ontology annotation, biological process: BMP signaling pathway; SMAD protein signal transduction. The transcript has 3 exons. The coding region runs from base 389 to 1531 and encodes 380 amino acids.